Molecule: messenger RNA, 3053 nt
Organism: Musa acuminata subsp. malaccensis (wild Malaysian banana)
Lineage: Eukaryota; Viridiplantae; Streptophyta; Magnoliopsida; Zingiberales; Musaceae
Source: RefSeq, a predicted model, not a curated record
UCAUUUUCACUGGAAACCCGGAACUCUGUCAUGCAGCUUUAUGCCUGCUCUCCUGACGCAUGGAAUCUCCGUCGUCCCUGCGUGUAGAUUUCCUUUCAGGUGCCCAUCUCAGGCUGUAAGUGCUCCCAGGCUCACAUGAUUCAUGGGGCAGCGGUCGUGCCCUUCUCAGCUCUCAAUCGUACUGGGAAGAUCUGCGUAGCUGCUGGUACCACCUGAAGUAAAUUUGGAUGUGGUUGUCAUCUGCAGCGUCAGAGACUCUUCUUGUCCUGAGACUAGCAAUUAAGGCAGCGGUUCCGUUCUUGCCUUCUUCCUGUCAUCUGGGUGAAGCGUGAAGCAGAAGAUUUUACGGCAAAUGAUAGGUGGAGAUCUUUUAUCUUCACCUGACAAGGUGGAUGAUGGUGUCUAUCCGAUGUAUUUUGGCGUCGCGUGCUCUUUCCUUGCUCUUCGACUCAUGUCGAGGACCAGAGAGCUCCGGUUGGAGCACGUCAGGUGGUCGAUCGUCGGAGAAAUGAUGCUCAAAGGGAGCGCCCAGCUGUUGGGAUUGCUCGUGGAGAGAGCUCAAAGGAAGGGAGAGGCGUUGGAGGCGAAGCUAAGGGAAGCCGGAUCGGAAGUCGCAGAGCUGAAGCGGAGGAGGACCGAAGACGCAAAGGCCAACGAGAAGGUAGUCAGCAUCUUCGCCGCUCGUGAACAUAGCUGGAUUGCCGAGAGGAGGAGCCUCCGGCAUCAGAUCCAAGCCCAGCUAGGUGAGAUGUGCGUCCUCAGGUCGAGCAAUGAAGAGGCCGUCUCGAAUCUAAAGAAGAGACUCGAGGAGGAGGAGGAGAGACUGGUGGUGACUAUGAAGGAGUCAUUGGAGGAAGAAGCAAAGAGAAGAAAAGAUUUGGAGAUGAAGUUGAAAUUGGCUGAACAAGCGGCAGAAGAAUUGAGCGAGGGGCUUAAGAAGGAAGCACAGGCCCACUCGGAGGAACUCUGGAAGCAUAAAGCCACCUUGAUGGAGCUUCUAUCGAACCAAUGCCGAAUGGAAUCCGAGAUGGGCCACGCCCUCGGACAAGUUGAGGUGGCAAAGGAGAAGCUCAAGGGGGCAAUUCAACAAAAGGAAGAAGCCGAUGCAAUGGUUGAGAAGCUCUCUGGGGAUGUCGCGAAGAUCCAAAAGGACCGCGAGCAGAAAGACAAAAUCUUAUCCGCGAUGCUAAGGAAAUCUAAGCUUGACACAGCAGAGAGGCAGAUGCUGCUAAGAGAGGUCAAGGCAUUGAGAGCAAAGCAGAAACAGGCCGAAGUAGAGAUGGAGAGGUGGAGAAAAACGUGGGAAUCGAAGCACAAGAGGAGCUCGAGAGCUUUGCGGUCUGUGGAGGCAGGGUGCUCUCAAGAACGAAGGGCGCGGCUGCAGCUGGAGAGUAGGCUACAUAACCCCAAGAAUCUUCUGAUGGAGUACUUGGAAGCUGAGAGCAGGAGAGAUCACUCCUCUUCGACUUGCAAGAGUUUGGAUCUUUACUCAACUGACAGAAAUGAUGAAACUGAGAUUCUUGAGGACGAGUUCCAACAGCUACAAGACUGGGUUCGAACCGGAACCGAGAAGUACGCAGCCAUCCUUGAGCAAAGACAUCAUGCAGAGAUGGAAGCUUUCACAGAACAGAUGAGGCAAACGGACGAGAAGCUUGAAGCUCUGCAACGUCAGAUGUUGAGCAAGGAGCUGGAGACGAAGAUGCUCCAGUCUCACAUCGAAGGAGUCGAUGGGAAUCUAUCCCACCUCAGGGAGGAAAACAUCAGAUUGGAAGCCAAGCUGUUGGAUAAGGAAAAGGAGGCGAAGCGAUUGAAGGAGCAACUCAGCUUCCUUCUUCAGCAGUACCAGAAGAGCAACCUACACUGUUCUCCCAGUCCCGACGCUGGUCAACAAAAGAUCAAAGAAAGGAAGUCAAGGGAGAAGGAGAAGGAUUCAAAGGCCCACAAAUCGGACGCAAAAACACCGGAGAAGAAUAGUCUGAUGCAGUUGGAAUCAAGUAAAGACAGUGGAAUUAACACCAGUACUAAUUCUACUAGUUCACCGUCACAAACCAGUCAUGUUCAGGAACAUGACAGACACCGCACCGGUAAACUAUCUGCAGAACAGCCAGAAAGAGUGAAGGAGAAUCCACUGCAGGACCAAACUGAGAUCAAAGAAGUGAAGGAUGUAGGUGUGGAUCCAGGUAAUGCUAACGAGGCAAACAGCUCGCAAGGAGAUGCUGCAAUUUCCGACGAGUUGUCAUCCACCAAACCAUCGAUUGCAAAGGAGGAAUCUUCCUGGAAGACAGAUAUCCAUGCUCUUGGAGUGUCCUACAACAUCAGAAGGCUGAAGCAGCAGCUACUUGUUCUCGAGAAGUUGGCUGGAUUACUGGCAAGCAAACAGUUGACAGCCAUGGAUGCUCUAACUGUUGGAUCUAAUGACAGAAAGAUCGAUGAGAACAAGCAAAAGAUGAAGGGGUUCUCCCUGACAAAAUCUUUGCUCAACAAACAAGUGAAAAGAUAUCAGUCACUCGAAGAGAAGACCGAUGAUUUGUGCAGGAGAAUGCAUGACACUUACAGAUCAGGGAGCAGAAGAGACUCACAAGGUAGCAGGACAAGGGAACAAACCGAAACGCUCAAGUGCUACCUAGAAGAGACAUUUGAGCUACAGAAGUAUAUUGUGGCGACAGGACAAAGGUUCAUGGAGAUACAGUCGAAGAUCAACUCUAGCUUUUCUGGAUCUGAUGCGCAUGACAAAUCUAUAGGCUUCAACUUGAGGCAAUUCGCAGACAUCAUAAGAACCAUAUUUAGGCAAGUACAGAAAGGUUUGGAGGUGCGAGUUGCCCGAAUAAUAGGUGAUCUUGAGGGGAAGCUGACAUGUGACAGCAUUCUUCGGAGGUGAACAGCCAGCAAUGGACAUGAGAGACAUAAAGAUGAACCAAAACAUCUCUCUUUUGUUUGCUCUUUUCUUUCCUUUUUGCUGCUCAAAGAUACGCAUCAUUUGAUGUUCUACUGUUGGGAGCAUGAGAAGUAGAGGUUUGAGUAAAUUGCCUUCUUAAUGAUGUUUAUGGCAUCGC